Fusarium poae is the source of this 3309-nucleotide messenger RNA. RefSeq lists its product as uncharacterized. Gene Ontology annotation, cellular component: catalytic step 2 spliceosome. Gene Ontology annotation, biological process: regulatory ncRNA-mediated post-transcriptional gene silencing; negative regulation of RNA catabolic process. Bases 1 to 3309 code for a protein of 1102 amino acids. The transcript is spliced from 3 exons. Gene Ontology annotation, molecular function: protein binding. NCBI's taxonomy places the organism in Eukaryota, Fungi, Ascomycota, Sordariomycetes, Hypocreales, Nectriaceae. The record is from RefSeq and is a predicted model, not a curated record.
AUGUCCAGCAAGGAUAAGGACUCCAAGCUUACAGUGCCCAAGUUCUCAUCAUUCAAGUCCAAGUCUGAGAGUUCCGAACUGAAAGCACCCAAAUUCGCCUCUUUCAAGCCAAAGGAUAAAGAAAAGGUCACGGAAGAAAGGUCCAGUCAUAAAGAAACAGACCGGGAGAGAGAACGGGAACGCGACUCACGAAGGAAGAGAAGCCAUCAUCACUCAGACUCACAUCGCGAUCAUCGUCACCACCAUUCCAAGAGGCAUCGCACAGAAUCUCAUCACCGGCACCGGGAAAGCUCACGACGAUCCAGCCACUCUGAGAAACCUGAACACCGUGCGCUUACUAAAUCUUCACGCGACAGCCAUGACGGCACAUCGCGUCUGUAUAUCAUCGACACCAAGGGCGACCCACUAAUCAUUCGAUAUGGAAGUCUUGACCGUUCGCAGGUCCCCGCUUACUAUCGCGAUGGAUAUGGAAAGGUUCUCGGUACGCGAGGUCGUCUUGUGAUUCAUCGCGAUGGGCCCAGGGAUCAGUUUAGCCUGCGAAUGCCUGGCGAGGGGUCCUAUGCCUUCAAGGACAAGGACGGUCUACGCUCAAAAUCUUGGCGCAUAAGGUCAACACCGCUGAGAGUCCGGUUGCAAGAGAGUUCUACACAGGACGAAGAUGACGGUGACUUCUUGGCAGUGGGCUCGUCGAAAAAGCGCAAGCAUGACCACAGUGCUUCUGAAUCUUCAGACAAUGAACAACCAUCCUAUCGUUCAAUAGAGGGCAAAGCAAAACCACGGCAAUACGAUGAUAGCGAUUUGGAGUCUGAUACCGAUACACCUGCGGAACAUGUCGAUCUUGGCCAGAACAACCCCUUAAAGUGGAAGUCAAUACAACUCUCGAGGCGAGUGAAGGAUCAACCGGAUGAUAUAGAUGCAUGGCUUGAGUUGGCGAAUCACCAGGAUGCCCUUCUGAGAGCUGGAGAGGACGUUGACCACAAGGCACUAGAGGCUGAGGUGCAUAGCUUUGCUGAGAUCAAACUUCAUAUGCUCGAAUCGGCUUUAUCCAAUAUUUCGAAUCCUAAAGAUCGCAUUAGAGUGUUGAUUCCACUAAUGCGUGAAGGAGUCAAGGUGUGGAACAGUAAAUCAACAGCUAAGAAGUGGAAUGACUUACGUGAAGAUGAAGACAAGAGCUUCACGCUCUGGAAGACACAUCUCGAUUUUGACAUGUCCAACAUUUCUGCAUUCCACUUUGAUACUCUCAAGCAAAUGCACCUCGAUCGACUGCAUCUCGCUAUAUCUCGAUCACAGUCAAAUGGGGAAUCUGAAGGUUAUAUGGAAGCUAUCUACGUUUUUCUCAGACUCACGAGACUCAUAUAUGAUUGUGGAUACAAGGAACUCGCAGUCGCAGCAUGGCAAGCGCUCAUGGAACUUAGCUUUUUCCGGCCUGCCCAGUUGGAAGAACAAAGCGCAGCUCUCGAAUCUCUUCGUGACUUCUGGGAGAGCGAAGUCCCAAGAAUAGGAGAGCCAGGGGCUCAAGGCUGGGCAAAAUUUGUGGACGAUGAUGGGAUGGGUGAUGCUCCCGAGCCACUACGAGAUGACAAGCUGCCUCAGGACCAGUCUAGGGAUGACUAUAAACGCUGGGCGAGUUUAGAAAGCUUGCAUGCUGAGAAAGCAAGAGUCCCAGCAAGAACCAUGGAUGAGGGGACAGAAGAAGAUCCUUUUAGGGUGGUAAUGUUCUCUGACAUAGAGCCAUUGCUUUUCAUAGUCCCACGACAUGUUUUACCAGCUGUGCAGGAGCAGUUGUUGGAUGCGUUCUUGAUGUUCUUUGGGGCUCCUCCUGUCUUUCGGUCUAACAGCUGGACGGAAGAGGCCUACCACGAUCAAUUUCUUGCUCGGCCUGCUUUGAACCUGGAGCUUACUGCUCCCACGCCACUUUCAAGGGACGAAGAUCCGACAGAAAUACAGAGGAAGCCUCCUGCUUUCGACCAGAAGCCGCUCCGCGUCUCCGAGUCACCAGAAGUGCUCUUCUCGAAUCAAAACUGGUUUUCUUAUUUGCCAUCGAUGACUAAGGAGAACAAUGUUGAACUCGGCUUUUUGAAUAAUGCAACAAAACACUUGGUUCACAAUGCCAACUUCGAGGAUCUGGCUAUGUAUCAUCUUGCUUUAUGUGCAUCACAAGAUCGCUCCGCUGUCAAAAAGGCAGCUAAAGCUUUGUUGAAGCGAUAUCCAACCAAUCUUGGCCUAUACAAGGCAUAUGCUCUUGCUGAGUAUACGAAUGGUAACCGUGAAGUUGCUCAAAAAGUGGUUUCGUCAGCAACCCAGCUUGCGUCGGACUCAUCUGCAGUCGACUCGUUUAGUCUUUGGAGGACAUGGACUUGGAUGGAGCUUGAAGAGGGCAACAAAGAUGUAGCUGUUCAGAGACUCUGCUCUGCCGUGGAUGAGGUCCUACGAAAAACGGCCGGAACUCUCGAUGUAUCCUCAACACAUAUUCUCAAAGCCCACCAAAUCUUUACUUCUACCAUGAAUGAUAUGAUAGCAGGGGGGAAUAUCGACCAGGCUGGAGUUCUUGCCGAGUGUCUGGUCCUGCUGUCGUACUUGACCGCGGAGGGGUCUACAGAACCAAUGUCGGCGUCUCAAGGAAGUAUUUCGGCUGCUAUGGAUAUAGUUUACAGGGUGUCUCUCGAGUUGAAAUCUCGAAACUAUCAUACAUCAAAAGCUCACGAGCGUAUACUGCAGUUUGCGUCGAUGUUGCUGUACAUGCAUGCAACCCGGGGACCCUUCCGCCGUGUGUAUCUACUCGAGCAACUGAAACAUUUUCUGGCGUAUUUCCCUGGAAACACCAUGUUCUUGUCGUUAUUCGAAUGGGCCGACUCCAGCCUUCGUAUUAUUGACGAAACAAGAACACUUCUACACGAAACUGUACUUACCCCGGCCCAAGAUUGCUUAAGCAGUCGUAUAUUUGCCAUUCAUCAUGAGAUUGAGCGUGGAAAUGUCAACACAACAAAAGCAGCUUUUGAGCACGCCGUGUCAAGCGAUGUCUGCAAAUCGAAUACAGCUUUGUGGAUCAACUUUAUCAGGUUCUGCAGCUCGCAGAGAGAACUACGACCCAAGGCCAAGGAUAUCUUGUUUAGGGCGUUGAGGCAUUGUCCUUGGUCCAAGGAUGUCAUGAUGGAGGCUUUCCUUACGCUGAACCGGGACAUGGACUCCUCUGAGCUGAAGGGGGUUUUUGAGACUAUGGCAUCCAAGGGCUCGAGGGUACAUGUUGAUCUGGAAGAGUUUUUGGAUGAGAGGAGAGUUGAGAGGAGGGCAGAGAAGAGUAGACGAUGA